Molecule: messenger RNA, 2228 nt
Organism: Hordeum vulgare subsp. vulgare (domesticated barley)
Lineage: Eukaryota; Viridiplantae; Streptophyta; Magnoliopsida; Poales; Poaceae
Product: S-type anion channel SLAH2-like
Exons: 2
Coding region: 87-1970 (627 amino acids)
Biological process (GO): transmembrane transport; intracellular monoatomic ion homeostasis
Cellular component (GO): membrane
Molecular function (GO): voltage-gated monoatomic anion channel activity
Source: RefSeq, a predicted model, not a curated record
UCACCAGUCACCACCAACUCAAACGCGUCUUCAGGAGCUUUGCUGGCUUCAGCGGUGGAGACAAAGUAACAGUGAGAGUUGCUGCCAUGGUGUCCAGUGAGGUCAGAAUCCAGAUAGCGGGGGAGCUGCACGGCCAGCCGGGAUGUGCUCCGUCCCCGGAGCCGCCUCUCCUUCGCGUCCCGUCGCGGGCCGCCGGCGCUUCUUCCAUGGAAGCUGCUGAUCAUGCCGUCGUUUCCGGUGGCAGGACCACCAAGGAAGCGGCCGCGGCUGCUUACGCUGAGACGCCGAGCUCUGUCUUGAUCAGCGUCCCGGGCUCGCCGUCGGGGCUCCACCUCGCGCAGCUCGGCAAGCCGCCGUUCGUCCGCGCCAACAAGGCCGACGUGGGCUCCCCUGCCGUGCCGCCGAGCGAGCCGAAGGUCGAGCGGGUUCACCACCCGGCCGUGCCGCAGCUGCUGAAGCAGGCCCGGCACCACUCGCAGCCGUCCUUAGUGGUCAGAGUCGGCGGCGAAGUGCCGGCGGUGCCGCGGAGCGACAGCAUGCGGGAGCGAGACCGGCGGUUUGACCAGUUUAAGACGUUCUCUGGCCGCCUUGAGAGGCAGCUCUCCAGCCUCCGCGGGGUGCCACAGGACACCGGCGUCGAGAAAGGUGCGGCGUCAAAGAUCUCAGAGGUAGAUACCGACGAGGACGAUCAAGUGCCCACCGCCGACCGCUACUUCGCCGCGCUCGAAGGCCCCGAGCUCGAGACCCUUCGUUCGACAGAAAUGGCGGUGCUACCCAAGGACGAGCUAUGGCCGUUCCUGCUCCGGUUCCCGAUCAGCGCCUUUGGGAUGUGCCUCGGCGUGAGCAGUCAGGCCAUGUUGUGGAAGACCCUCGGGUCGGAGCCAUCCACGGCGUUCCUUCACGUGCACCCGGCCGCCAACCACGUCCUCUGGUGGGUCUCCGUAGCUCUCAUGGUGGUUGUCUCCAUCACCUACCUCCUAAAGGUCGUCUUCUACUUCGAGGCUGUCCGCCGCGAGUUCCACCACCCCGUGCGCGUCAACUUCUUCUUCGCACCUUGGAUUGCCUGCCUCUUCCUUGUCAAGGGCGUGCCGCAUCCGGUAUGGGAGAUCCACCACGCCGUAUGGUACCUGCUCAUGGCGCCCAUCCUAUGCCUCGACCUCAAGAUCUAUGGCCAGUGGAUGUCUAGCGGCGAGCGGCGCCUCUCUAAGGUGGCCAACCCUUCCAACCACCUCGCGGUGGUCGGAAACUUCGUCGGCGCGUUGCUCGGCGCUAGGAUGGGCCUCCGGGAGCUGCCAAUCUUCUUCUUCGCCGUCGGGUUGGCACACUACGCCGUGCUUUUCGUCACUCUCUAUCAGCGGCUCCCCACCAACGUGCAACUCCCCAAGGAGCUCCACCCGGUCUUCUUCUUAUUCGUUGCUGCCCCGAGUGUUGCCUCCAUGGCGUGGUCGAGGAUCUCCGGUGAGUUCAGCGAUGGCGCUAAGCUCCUUUACUUUGUCUCGCUCUUCCUUUACGUGUCGCUAGUGGUGCGUGUCAACCUCUUCCGGGGGUUCAAGUUCUCACUGGCAUGGUGGGCGUACACAUUCCCGAUGACUAGCGUGGCCCUAGCGACUGUGUUGUAUGCAUCAAAGGUUGACAACGUGUUGACGCGGGCUAUGGCUGUGGGGCUAUCGGGGAUCGCCGUCGUCACGGUCACCGCUGUGCUUGCAACCACCGUUUACCAUGCCUUCGUGCGCGGCGACCUCUUCCCCAACGAUGUGUCGAUCGCCAUCACCAGGCGAAGACCCAAGUUCAGCAAGAUCCUCGCACACCUUCGAUCAUCUAGCUCUGACGCUAAGGAGCUCGUUCUCUCCAUUCCAAAUUCCAGUUCCAAUUCCAAUUCCAAGCAGGGCGUCUACUCCGACAAUUCCAGGACGAGCAGCUGUGCUGGCGAGUCUCCGGUGGCACACGGGCCUGGACGAUCAGAGUGUUAGAAGACUGGUGCACAACAUGGUGCAUGCACGCACGCCUAGCUUAUGUUGAUUAGUAGAACUUGUAAUAGAUUUCUCUAUGUUUUUUCUUCAUUCGUUUUUGUCUUUAUGAACUUCCUGGACGUAGUUGCGGAUUAGGAGUGAUAUCCUUGAGCAAUUUAAAUUGCCAUGAUAGUGAUAUAAUUGCCGGAAUUAACGGCCGAGCCUGUAAAUUUGGUGGUCAUACUCUUGUUGAACGAAAUGAAGUUAUUAAAUUUCUUA